AUAAUAAAUAUCAUAAUUUCGGAGAUUCCCUUAAACCCCUCAAAUCUUCCUCUCGAACCCUCUUAAUAAUUAAGUAUUUUACGAUGAUGAAUCUGCCAAAUCACCAAAUCCGACAAUGUAGCCACCGGUGUCUUCCCACAACAAUUCUCGCUUCUUCUUCUGCAAUCAAGUCCAUCAUAUCUUAAUUUUAUAAUAAAUUCGAAUGUCGUGAAGUAUAAUUCUGUAAAUAUCACUCUCCAACCUCAAAAACCUCAUCAAUGGCUGCCAACAUCACAACACGAAUGAUUUUGGAGCAAUCAAGAAAACGCCAGAGACUCAGCCAUGCUCCGAAGCUUCUACCUACCGAACAAGUCGAAGUCCGGAGUGUUGAAGAGGGACUCCGAGGUUCAUGGCAUCGAGGCAUUGUGAUAGAAUGUAGAACACAGAUUCGUGUGGUGAAAUACCAUAAUCUCUUAUAUGAAAAUACUUCAGAGAAUCUUAUUGAGUCCAUCCAAGUUUCAUUUGCAGUUGAUGGCAACAUUCCAACCAACUGGAGACAAUCUGAUUUCCCUAAUUAUCGUGGCAAGAUAAGGCCUCUACCCCCUCACAUCAUCUGUGACAAAAUAUAUCUCCAUUAUGGACAAUGUGUGGAUGUAUUUCAUGAAGAUGCAUGGUGGGAAGGUGUUGUAUUUGAUCAUAAUGAUGGUUUUGAUGAACGAUUGGUUUUCUUUCCUGAUAUUGGUGAUGAGUUAAGGGUUCCAUUGAAGAAUCUAAGGGUCACUCAAGACUGGGAUGCAGCUACUGAUGAAUGGAAUCUUCGAGGGGAUUGGAUUUUUCUUGAAGUUAUUGAGGAACUAAAAAUGGAAUGGCCACUUGUUGUUUCUGUGAAACAGAUUUGGUAUGAAGUGAGAAUGACAAAGUGUUUUUCAAAAGAAAUGAAGGAGUGGACAUGUCCAGUGAAAGAAAGCUGGAAAGAAACUGUUAAAGAGGUAAUGGCAGAUAGCUUUAAGUUAACAAUGGCAGACUUCUUGCAUACGUUUUCAGAAGAUAUGGAUAUCAACAAACGGUUUCUUGAUUCAGUGGUAAAUCUUGAACCUUCCUUUUCCAAAUCUCUUGAGGAAUUUCAUGAUCAUGACACAGUUUUGGCUAUUAAAUCUGAUCAUGAGACUCUUAAUUCCCCUUCUGAAGAACCAAAAUCUGAAUGGACCAAAACCGAUAUAUCUCUUCAAGCAGAGUGUUUCCCAGAUGCAAUUUUUGAAUACUACAAAUGCUUCAAAUCUGGUAAAAAACCUUCAGGUUCUAUAACAUUGAAAGUUAGGCAACAUCUUUCCUAUUUGGGAUGGACAAUUGAGUGCAAGAUUUUUAAAAUUGGCUUAAAAGGAAAUGCUACUUUUAGAUAUCGUUACACUGACCCAAAUGGGAAACAAUAUUAUUCACUUAAUGUCCUAUGCACAGAGCUAAAAAACAUUUCUUCAAAUUCAUUCGAUGUCAAGAAUCUUGAAUCUUUAACAUCAUCAGCAUCCAACAAAGAAGAACCACAAAUACAAGAUUUACACGUUGUUGAAUCUGAAUACUGUCCACAGGCUGUAGUUGACUAUUACUCAUUGAUAUCAGCACCAAACUUUGACUUACAAAAGAUGAGAGAUGAUAAGUUUAAAAAACUUCAAAUUAGUGCAAGAAAGCAUCUUUUUGCUGUUGGGUGGUCGAAUUUUCAUUUAGAACAUGAUUCUGGUAGGAAGGUAAUUGUUUACAGUUCACCAAAUGGAAGAAAGUUCUACAGUCUUCAUGAAGCCUGCAGUCAUUAUAUCAAGGAAUCUUUUUGCUUUGACUUUAACAAGACUUUCAAGAACGAAAAUGGUGUUUUGCAUACUGAAUCCCCAAUAAAAAAAGACGAAUCUUUGAUGACUACUACUAAUACCCAUGUGUUAAGAUCAAGCAAAAGGGCACGAAAAGAUGUUUCUUCAUUGUUUCAAACCCCAAGAACCAUUUUAUCUUGGUUGAUUGAUAAUAAUGUUGUUUUGCCUCGAGCAAAAGUGAGAUAUAUUUGUAAGAAAAAUGGUUUUACAAUGAAGGAAGGUCGAAUAACUCGUGAUGGGAUUAAAUGUAGUUGUUGUCGAUCCACUUUUAGCCUCUUGACGUUUCAAUCUCAUGGUGGAAGCUCUUAUGGGAGAGCUUCUGCUAACAUAUUUCUUGAAGAUGGAAGAUCAUUACUCGAUUGUCAAUUGCAAAUUAAACUUGAUCAAAGUUCAAAGUCAAAUCUAAAAGGAAACCAACAUGAAAUGGUUAAUGACAAUGAUUAUAUAUGUUCUGUUUGUCAAUAUGGAGGGGAGUUAGUGUUAUGUGAUCAAUGCCCUUCUUCGUUUCACAAAUCUUGCGUGGGAUUAAAGGAGGUUCCUGAUGGUGAAUGGUUUUGUCCAUCUUGCUGUUGUAGAAUAUGUAAUCAGAACAGAUUUAGUGAACAAAAUACAAAUAGUGAAAUGAUAAAUUGUGAACAAUGUGACAAAGGAUAUCAUGUAGGGUGCUUAAAAAGAAAGGUGGGGAGUUAUCUUGAAGCAAAUUGGUUUUGUAGUUCAAGAUGUGAAGAGAUAUUUACGGGUCUUGAAAGGCUUUUAGGGAAGUCAAUUCCAGUUGGGAGGGAUAAGGAUAACUUAACAUGGACCUUAAGAAAAAAUAAGACAUCUGAAUGUUCUACUUCUAAUGAUGAUAUUGAUGCCUUAAAUAUGGAGGAAAUAAUAGAGAAUUAUAGCAAGUUGAAUGUUGCUAUUAGUGUCAUGCAUGAAUGCUUUGAGCCAGUUAAAGAAGCUCGCACUGGGAGAGAUAUAGUUGAAGAUGUUAUCUUUUGUAGAUGGUCAGAGUUACGUCGUUUGAACUUUAAGGGUUUUUACACGGUUUUUUUGGAGAAAGGUGAUGAGCUAAUUUCAACUGCUACAUUAAGGGUUUAUGGAGAAAAAGUAGCGGAGAUCCCACUUGUUGGAACACGAUUCCAAUACCGUAGACGUGGAAUGUGUCAUAUUCUCAUGCACCAACUUGAAAAGAUUCUUACAGAGUUAGGAGUGAAGAAAUUAGUUUUGCCAGCUGUCUCAAGCGUUCUACACACUUGGACAAGAUCCUUUGGCUUCUCAGUGAUGACCGAAUCCGAAAAAUUCAAACUUUUAGGCUUCACUUUUCUUGAUUUCCAAGGCACUACAACAUGCCACAAAAUCUUGGUCAAACCUUGUUCCUCAAGGAACAAUGGUCACUUAGAACCUCAAAGUGCAACAAAUUUACAACCAAAUUGUUACAAAAGGAUAAAAUUUAGGUGUCUUUCCGAAAGUAACUUCAUUGAAAUAUGUAAGUAGAGGUUAUAAUGAUCUUUAACCUUGUUUUUUGUUUAAAAAAAAAUGGUGAUAGAUGAAAAAAGAAUGCAUGUUUUAAUACAAUCAUUGGG
Molecule: messenger RNA, 3406 nt
Organism: Lactuca virosa
Lineage: Eukaryota; Viridiplantae; Streptophyta; Magnoliopsida; Asterales; Asteraceae
Source: the annotation of a GenBank genome assembly